AUGGUGUGGCGGAAGUGGAUAAAGCCUGUGUUUAUUGCAUUUUACACCAUUGCCUUAUGUAUUGGUCUUCCCUUCUGCAUUAUCGCCUUGAAACACGAAUCUGCAAGUUCCAUGACAUUUGCUCGGUUCAUUGGUGGUGUAUUUGUUCUUGGAGCUAUUCCUAUUUCGAUUUGGACUAUAUUGGAGCAUCUCAUUAGCUACACUAAACCUUAUUUACAAUUGCACAUCAUUCGAAUUUUGUGGAUGGUUCCUAUAUACGCAGUCAACGCUUGGUUUGCUCUUCGGUUUCCUAAGUAUGCAAUUUACUUUGACACUCUCCGCGAAUGUUAUGAAGCUUACGCCAUUUACAAUUUCCUGGCGUUUCUCUUGAAUUAUCUUCGGAGAAAGGAUGCCAAUUUGAAUAAUCACUUGGCUACCGUCACACAAGUGAAGCAUAUUAUCCCAUUUUGCUGUUUGAAGCCCUGGCAAAUGGGAAGGCCUUUUAUCGAACACUGUCGACAUGGAGUUUUACAGUAUACGAUCAUUCGUCCCAUUACCACAAUUAUAGCCCUGUAA
Molecule: messenger RNA, 555 nt
Organism: Hydatigera taeniaeformis
Lineage: Eukaryota; Metazoa; Platyhelminthes; Cestoda; Cyclophyllidea; Taeniidae
Source: the annotation of a GenBank genome assembly